CGGAACUAAACCCAUAGCUCCACGGAGCGACACGGAAGCGUUUAUAUGCGUACGCAUAGCCUGCGUUUGUUCAGUGUUAUGAAGUAUCAUUAAACAGGUAUUUUUUUUCUCGUUUCCGAGGUGUAGAUAGUGAUUUUUUUUAACUAAUCCCCAAAUCAUAUUGUAUUUAUAAAACUAAAUGGUUAUCUCUGGGAAUUGAGCUAAGUAGCAAGUACCCUUAAACCGCGAGCAUCUGUAUGAUAGAUGUUGACAUAAUUUACUCAGGAAGUACUGGCACCAGUUAUCUCCAGUUAGAAGGGAUCUCGUAAAGAUGAUGCGCUACUGGGGUGAGCUCCCGGUGGCCUCUGUUCCACCAGGCCGCAGCUCCUUUGAUCUCUUGCAGCGUGAAUUUCGUCAGGUCGAGAUGCAAGACCCUCCUCUGCACCAGCCGUCCGCACGGCGUCCUCGGCCCACCACCAUGCUGGACGUUCCCUCUGAGCCCUGCAGCCUCACAAUCCACACGGUGCAGCUGUGUCAGCAUACCCGACGACUCCGCAGCCUAAUCACGGCAGCACAGCUGGGCCAGCAACCACCAGGCACAGGGUCUGAGACUCAGGGAAUUCUCAAAUCAGAAGAUGUGGAUUCAUUACCACCACGUCCGGUUACACCGGCAGCACCAGAUGAUCUUCUGCCUUUGGACAGCAAACCUCCUCGUGAACUGUUCCAGCUACGGCACAGUGACCCAGAGAGUGACUUCUACAAGGGUGAAGGAGAGCCCGUGACUGAGUUGAGCUGGCUCUCAUGCCGCCAGCUCCUAUACCAGUCGGUUGCCACAGUUUUGGCGCACGCAGGUUUCGAGUCGGCGAUGGAGAGCGUGUUGGAGACCCUGACUGACCUGGUGCAUGAGCAUUACCUGCGUCUGACACGGCUGCUGCGCGUGGCUGUUGACCGCGAGGCCCACCUCGGCUCUACUCCUUUUCCGGACGUGGUGGAGCAGGUCUUCCAUGAGGUGGGCAUCGGCAGUGUGUUGGCUCUGCAGCACUUCUGGCAGGUCCGCAUUAAAGACUACCACAGCUACAUGCUUCAGGUCAGCAAAGAGCUCUCAGACGAGUACGAGAGAUUGGUCAACCCAGAGAAGGCCCUGGAGGAUUCCAAUCCCCUUAAAGUGAAGGAGGAACCUAUUAGUGAUCUUGCCUUCACUCUGAAUGAGGAAGCCGAAGGGGAGUUGACUUCAGCAGAGCAGCAGAACAGUAUGCCCACUGGAGUACUGGGAAUCAGUGAUAGACUGGCUGGAGGACUGGAGGAUGGACACUCGCCUCACACCUCAGGUGCAGCAGGAAAUGGCUCCCCCUUGUGGCAGCUGCAGCAGGUAAAGAUGGAGCCGCAGGACAGUGAGGAGGGCCAGGUUUCAGGCCAUGGCGUUCUCACAAGCGACGUCUUUGAGGAGGGUCCUAUGUCUACCAUGAGUGACGCUGGAACAGCUCCAUCUCCCGGUGGCUCGGAUGCCAGCUGUGGCUCUCACUCUCCGGACUCACUGAUAGGCACCUCCCCUUUCAACCAGCGGCCAAAGAAACGAAUGCGCAAAGUAUAACCGUGUAUUUAAAGACUUGUUGGGAUAUAGGGUUUGCUUUUGUGUUUGUUUUUUUUGUAUUAGGCCCAGUGAAAAUAAAUCAAGAUUAUGUUAAGAAGAUUGUGUUGAUGUGACUGAAAGAGAGUAGUCUCUAACAAAUGGCUCCUGGUCAAUGUUUUAUCUGCUUACACUGUCACACGGUUAUAUUGUUCGGCUUAUGAAAAACAAGCAUCUGUUUAUUGUAAUGGUGCGACACGGGAAUCGCCUCAUGGGGAAUAAUUAUAGGUGGUGUUUGCUUCAGAAUGUACAGGUACAUCAAUCAAGGGGUAAUGGCAAAUUAAUUACAGCACACAUUAAUCUGCAUAUUAAAUAGACAGGUUAUUACAGUUCCUGUUCUAGCUCUGAACAUUUCCAAUUGUCACAGUGGAAGCAGGCCAUUGUGUGUGAGCCACCUGCACAAGGAAUACAGCUGAGGCUAAACGUCCACCCACAUACACCAUCAACGAUCAAUUAGCACAGAAAAUUACAGGUGCAUUUUUAAAAAAUUUAUCUGAUGUUUGUUUCAGAACUCUCAAGGGCUCAUGCUUGAAUUUGACUCAUGUAAAUGUCAUUUCUGGUGCAAGCUGUAGAUAAAUACAGGGACUCGUAUUAUAAGUAAAAUAAAUAAAUAUCAG
Messenger RNA from Ictalurus furcatus (blue catfish), 2223 nucleotides. It is a transcript of the gene supt7l, whose product is annotated as SPT7 like, STAGA complex subunit gamma. Gene Ontology annotation, cellular component: SAGA complex. Gene Ontology annotation, molecular function: transcription coactivator activity; protein heterodimerization activity. The coding region runs from base 311 to 1570 and encodes 419 amino acids. The transcript is spliced from 5 exons. The record is from RefSeq and is a predicted model, not a curated record. Lineage: Eukaryota; Metazoa; Chordata; Actinopteri; Siluriformes; Ictaluridae.